This is a messenger RNA of Verruconis gallopava, 1962 nucleotides long. RefSeq lists its product as uncharacterized. The coding region runs from base 1 to 1962 and encodes 653 amino acids. The transcript has a single exon. NCBI's taxonomy places the organism in Eukaryota, Fungi, Ascomycota, Dothideomycetes, Venturiales, Sympoventuriaceae. The record is from RefSeq and is a predicted model, not a curated record.
AUGAGCGGUCAUCAAAUCUUUGAGCACAUAGCGGACGAACUCGAUGCGGCCGUUGAGUAUGACGGAGAAACCAAGCUUGAGUCAUCACCGAGCUUCGAUUCUGGCGAAAAUUCAGAGACUACCAAGAAUUCUGAAGAUUUGCUCGCUGGGGGAAAGGACGCGCACGAGCCUGAUGUGAAGGCAACCUCUUCCGAGGAUAGGGCGGCAAACGGUGGACAAACCGAAGUCAGCGAUAUUGAGAAUCCAGUCGCUAAUCUGACUUUCCAACCUAUUCGACGCUCAGAAGCCUCCACUCAGUGUCGUUGUGCCGAAGGUGACAGGAAGUGCAUUGCGAAGUGUGUUGCUGCCAAAGUGGAGGAGGUCGUAGUUUGCCAAGAUUGUCGCGACAAGUGGAGCUGUGAAGAGGCUAAAAAGUGCAAACCCGUCAAGCCAAAGCCAUGCGACAUCUGCGACAAGGAUAAAGAGGACGAGCAGACGUGCAAGAAAACCUGCUAUUUGAGGACAAUUCCGUGCGAGAAAUGCAGCCCCAAGGACCGGGUCUGCCAGAAGAGCUGUGUCCCACAACACGAGGAAACCGUACCUUGCUGGAAAUGUCCAAAGAACGACUGGGUAUGCUUAAAGCACUGCUUCAUAUCUGAGGAUAGUGACCAUCAACCUUUCUGUUGCGAUCAUUGUCACAAGGACAACGAUGCCUGCCUUAAGAAGUGCCAGAAGAACUGCAAACCUCGCAUUCCAAAGCCACAGUCUUGCUGGGACUGCAAGAAAGACGACAUACAUUGUCACAAGCACUGCUGGAUCCCAGAUAGACCACAGCAUAACCCUUUCUGCUGCCAUGACUGCCACAAGGAGAACAAGGUUUGCCACGAGAAAUGCGACAAAAAUUGUAAACCGCCAGCGUCAAGUCCACGGCCGAGUUGUGGAUGCAAAAAGGAUGACUUGGAGUGCUUGAAGCGUUGUGAGUAUCCUGAAGAGCGUAGGCAUGACAAACCCAAGUGCUGCCACGAGUGUCCCAAGGAGCCAAGUCACCAAUGCCACAAGACGUGUGACAAAAAAUGUAAUCCAAUGCCUGGGGAUACAGGUAAUCAAGAAAAGUGUGUGAGGCAAUGCAACAAGGACGAUUGGGAUUGCAAGAAAGCGUGUAAAAUUGCUUGGAAAUCCGAUCGGCCUUCAAAGACUCCGCGACCUUCCAAGCCAAAUUGCCAUAACUGGUGCGGUGAGUACGAUAAGGAAUGUCAGGAGAGGUGCUGGGAGAAGUCUCAUCCACACGCUCCAGAUCACCAUGGCAAAGACGCCCCUCCAUGCGAGGAGUGCCAUUCCAAGGACCUCAAAUGCCAUGAGCAUUGUCAACUGAGACACAAGCAUGGCAAUCCGCAACACAAUCAAGAAUCUGGUCUAAGGCCUCACUGGAGCCAUCCUUGGCCUCCACAAAACAGUCACGUCCCGCCGCCAAGCUGGGGAUCACCACAACAUUCUGAGGGCAAAGUGCCUGGACAGCUCUUUGGCGCUUGUCCUGCCAAUUUCGAAGGCGAGCACCAGUUCCCCACCAGCGUGAUUCCGAUCUCAACAGCAGAGCUGAACAAAGCUUAUGGCAACCAAGACGCGUACAUCGACGACAAGGUGAGCUCCGUCUUUAACUUCGAGCUGCCCGUCUCGUUCGCCGGAAAGACGUGCUCUCUGUUCUUCUUCUGGCCCCAAGGUCGGACAGAUAUAUGUACGUUCUCCGGACAAGGGCUGGCGAGCUUCGACCUCGUUGGUAGGGCCGAUGCCGCGACUACGUGCGCAUCCAGACCGCAAGUGUACAGACACUUGAACGACAUUCCCAUGAAGCCAGGCACCACAUACUGGAUUGCUGACCAUCCCUGCACCCCGGGACCGGUGUCGUUCGAGAUUAGCGGCAAGCAAGGGUUCGCUUUGACGUUUGCCCAACACCAGCCCAUUGGGCUGUAUAUUCGCGCGUGUUGA